CGACGCGUAACUCUCGCUCGUCGGUAACCAAAUUUUCAGACAAAGAACAAGGAUCAAAGUCAAGCUCAGCAAGAUGGCAUUAGUCUCUGGUGGAAGAUCAACACUAAACCCUAAUGCCCCUCUUUACAUUCCAGCUGCCUUUCGCCAAGUGGAGGAUUUUUCUCCAGAAUGGUGGCAGCUGGUAACAACACUAACAUGGUACCAGGACUACUGGCUCAGCCAGCAACAGGAAGAGGGAGUCUUUUAUGGCAACGUUGGUGAGAAUGGAUAUGAUGGUAAUGAUGUGGUUGAUUUGCUGCCUGAUACAUUUGAUCUUGAUGCUGGUGAAGAUCUUUCUAUGGAAGCUCAGCUUGAAGAGUUUAUUCAAUAUUGUGAAACCCAAGAAGAAACUGGACCCAACACUAAUGUGGAACCAGAGCGUGGACCAAAGACAUUAACUGCAUGAGCCAGAAAUUGGAGCUUUCAACACAUCUUCCAAAUGGAGCUUGCGGUCAUUUAGCUAUUGCACCAUGUUAUCUGUAGAUUUAACUUUCUGUAAGUCCUGUAUAGGCAAGGUUUCAAUCGUCAGUCUAUCCUUUUCUUGCUUUACCAAAAUUAUGGUAAAUGGGAAAGGAAACGAAAAUUUAUGACAAUAUUUCAUGCCCUGAUGUGGCAAGAGUUGCUACAAGUUCUCAAAUUACAAAAAUGAAAAAAAAAAAUGAAAAAAAUUCUCUGUCA
Messenger RNA from Gastrolobium bilobum, 717 nucleotides. Its product is annotated as protein EARLY RESPONSIVE TO DEHYDRATION 15-like. Bases 74 to 445 code for a protein of 123 amino acids. NCBI's taxonomy places the organism in Eukaryota, Viridiplantae, Streptophyta, Magnoliopsida, Fabales, Fabaceae. The record is from RefSeq and is a predicted model, not a curated record. The transcript has 3 exons.